AUGUCACUCCCAACUCUUCGACGGUCCUUGGCUCGCAACAGAAACUUUGCUAGAUGUAUAAGUUCCUCUUCCUCCUCUGAUCCCCAGCAUUCAAAAACCACGUCCUUCGGCUUCCAGACAAUACCCGAAAAUGCCAAGGAAUCCAUGGUCAAAUCCGUCUUUGACUCCGUCGCGUCGAAAUACGAUCUAAUGAACGACGCCAUGUCCAUGGGCGUACACCGGUUAUGGAAAGAUCAAUUCGUGGGUGACUUGAAGCCUGGGCGUAGAGGCCCAAUGAAAUGUAUAGAUGUCGCAGGUGGAACUGGAGACAUCGCGUUGAGGAUACUAGACUUUGCAAGGGAGAAGUACGCAGAUAGAGAAACGAGUGUGGAGGUUGUAGAUAUUAAUGAACAGAUGUUGAAGGAGGGGUAUAGGAGAUUCAAGAAGACCAUGUAUCAUAAUACUCCUCAAAUAUCUUUCCAUGAAGCAAACGCUCAAUCUCUUCCAAAAGAGAAGUUCCGCGAUAAUUCAUACGACCUCUAUACAAUUGCGUUUGGGAUUAGGAAUGUCACGUCUAUUCCUGCUGUUUUAGAUGAAGCGUAUCGUGUGCUCAAACCCGGAGCGACGUUUGCUUGUUUGGAGUUUAAUAAAGUGGAUAAUCCGCUGCUGGGAACACUAUACGACCAGUACUCCUUCCACAUCAUUCCUCUCCUCGGGACCAUCCUCACCGGCGACCGUGCAUCAUACCAAUAUCUCGUCGAGUCCAUCCGUAAAUUCCCCGCCCAGCCGAACUUUGCGCAGAUGAUCAGAGACGCUGGGUUCGUCACGGGUAAAGACAUCGAUGGGGGUGCAUGGACGAAUCUUUGGGGUGGGGUGGCUUGUGUACAUACAGGGGUUAAAAUUUAA
Molecule: messenger RNA, 885 nt
Organism: Lentinula edodes (shiitake mushroom)
Lineage: Eukaryota; Fungi; Basidiomycota; Agaricomycetes; Agaricales; Omphalotaceae
Product: UbiE/COQ5 methyltransferase
Exons: 3
Coding region: 1-885 (294 amino acids)
Biological process (GO): ubiquinone biosynthetic process
Molecular function (GO): methyltransferase activity
Source: RefSeq, a predicted model, not a curated record